Molecule: messenger RNA, 2365 nt
Organism: Bacillus rossius redtenbacheri
Lineage: Eukaryota; Metazoa; Arthropoda; Insecta; Phasmatodea; Bacillidae
Product: myosin-14-like
Exons: 8
Coding region: 242-1531 (429 amino acids)
Cellular component (GO): kinetochore; Ndc80 complex
Source: RefSeq, a predicted model, not a curated record
AGAGACGUUUAUAGGAUUAAAGAAUUUACAAACAAUUUUGUACUACGAUAUUUGAUAGAAGUAAGGAAGCCUACGAAGCUCCAAUACUUUUUUAAAAGUAUUGUAGUCGUUCGAAUUGAAGUAAUUUGCAAGUUCAUGUCUGGUAUAUUACAUUGCUUGGGAUUAUUGCAUCUGAUGAAAUAAUAAGUUUACUUUUAGGUAAUUUGUAAAAAAAAAAAAAAUAAAAAAAAAAUUGUUAAAAAUGGCUGCUGGCUUGGCCCAAAUCAAUGCCGACACGCUGGCCAAAAGCAUAAAGCUGAAGCUGCCCGGCUUCAGAAUCAGUGGCCAGGACCUGAGAACGCCCAACAGAGACACUGUGGUCUCGUACUACACCACGUUGAUGGAGGAGUUUGGGGUGGACUUUGGAGCGUCGGCUAACAUCCACGACAUGAACCACGUCAUCCAACUGUACAGCGUUGUGUCAUACGUACUUUCGAACCUGGGAAUCAAGUCCUUCAACAUCGAUGACAUCAUGAACCCAGACGCCAAGCGCACGCUGAAGUGGUGCGUGGUGCUGGACAACUUCCACAACUUCGCGGACGAGCAGGCGCGCGAGGUGCGCGGCAUGCAGGAGAGACGCUCUGCGCGCCUGGCCGCGUUCAGGCAGCUGGCCCGCGCCAAGGACGAGCUGCUGGAGCGCGAGAACCAGCGCGCGGUGCGGCGCGAAGUCCGCGCCGAGCAGGGUCGCCAGUUGCAGGCUCACAUGGAGGAGCUGCAGGCGACCAAGGCCGCGACCGUCGGGAAGCUGCAGCAGCUGCGGGACUCGGCCAAGAUCAUCGAGGAGAAGCUGGCGCCCGCUCGCGAGAGAGUGGACGAGCUCACGGCUAAUGUGGCUCAGGUGGGGGCGGAGCUGGCCCGGCUGGAGGCCAGGGUGGUGCCCGAGAGCCCCGGGGAGCUGCGGGGGCAGGAGGCGGCCCUGGAGGCGGCGCGGGCCGCGCAGGAGGGAGAGCUGCGCGCGCAGGGCGAGGGGCUGCAGCAGAAGGAGCAGCGCACCCGCGCGCUCGCGGCGGAGCUGGCGCGGCUGCAGGAGGCCGGCCUCUCCCUGGAGCGCGCCUGGGCCCUGCUGUGCGAGGAGAGGAAGGCGGCCGCAGACCUCCAGCGCGUACGCGAGGAAGCAGGGUCGGUGGAGGCCGCCUGCAAGCUGUCGCGCAAGCAGCUGCGCGAGGCGAGCAAGGAGCGGACCAAGCUGCAGAGGCAGCACGACAAGGCCAAGGUCAACGUGGAGGAGAAGACACGCGCUUUCGAGGAGGACCUGGCCAAGCUCAAGCAGGAAUUUUCAGACUUGCAGAAAUCGCUGGAGCAAAAUGAUACUGAAUUGGCAAAAGUCAGUGAUGAAACUAUAGCAGUGGAAUCCAAGAAGGAGGGCGAAGUAGAAGCAAUUAAGGCAGAGGAUAAGGCAUUAAAAGAUGCUUAUGAAAAAUACCAACUUAUGGUGAAAUCUUAUGCAGAAGCAGUUCUGAAAGGCCUGAAAAUUUUUAGUGAUGCUGCAUGAAGAAUUUGUAUGCAGUACAUAUGUUUAUACUAAUGGUAAUGUAGUUGCAGUCGUGUUGUAUCCUGUUUUGUAACUUAUUUUAUGUGUAAGUAAUGUGAAUUCAGAAUAAUUUGUUUCAAUAAUAAUAAUUUUAAUUUUUUUUAAGUGAAACUUUUUUGCUGAGGGAGCUACAAUUUUCAAGCAUUACGAACAUUCCAGUCACAUGAGGGGAUAAGUUAGGUGUGUAGUGGGGGGGAACUAGUAGUGGAGGAGAAUGCGUCAGCGGGAACCAACGCAUUUAUUAUUGGCAGAAUGGAAUGACGUCAAGGAGGGGGGGAUAGGCACGUCGCGUAUUAUGCUAUAUGCUAGUUGUAACGGCCAAAAUGGGAGACAGCAGGGGAGAGGUAUAAAUGACGCCACAGUGAUGCUACAGAAUUCUCGUAACGCUGCUAGUGUUUGUCUACUCCUCAGUUUUCAUAAAGGCACCACCAUAUUUAUUUUACAUUAAGUAUCUACAAUUUUUUUAUUUGUGUGGAAAAGAGUUAUUGAUUUGUCCCUUUAACUUUAUAAUUAUCUCAUUUUUAUGUGAAUAGUGUGAUUGAAAAUGUAAGUAAUUUAUCUCUAUCUAUACUUGAUAUGCAAUAAGCGUCACUUCUCUUGCACAUUAACUCAACGGACACUUUUUUUAAAUAUAAUUUCAGCAAAUAUCAUAAAAUUAUACAUAUAGUACAUUGUUUUUAAAAAUUUGUGGAUUCCUUAUUUAUCAUUCGUAGAUUUUAACUUACAGUAGGUACCUAUUUGAGUUAAAUUAAUGUCAAAAUGUUUUUUUAAAAAAUUAAAUGGAUAUGCAUCUGU